AAAGAAAAUAAGAAAACAUUUUUUUCUCUCUAUACUAGAUUUGGUUCUCUCCUUUCCUCUCCUCUCCUUGUUUUCCAUUGCUUCUCAAAGGCUUCACUUUGCUACCAUGGCCUCGAACAAGUCGCCCUCCUCGUCUGAUGCGUCGUUCCCUAGGGCUGUUGAGCGCUGCACCAUCUGCUUGCUGGACCUGUCACCGACCUGUGGUCGUACGGUGGUCACACUCCGAUGCUCUCACACCUUUCAUCUGGACUGUAUUGGCUCCGCGUUCAACUCCAAGCGCGUGAUGGAAUGCCCCAACUGCCGGGAAGUUGAAGCUGGUCAGUGGCGUUUCUCUGAGGUGAGGCCAAUGCCUGCUCCUAGAAGGCUUGGAGAGGCGCUGGAAGAGAUGCGUGAGGCUGCGUCAGACAUGUUGCCUGAAUAUCAGUGGUGCCCUAACCACGGAUGGGGAUGGUCAGUACAUACAGUUGACUUUGGUCAAGUGGAUGAAACUGACGAUCAUGUGGUUAUCACUGACGAGCCUGAUGACUUGGGGGAACCUGUUGAGCAAGAUGGCCCUCAUGAGAAUGGGCAGCAAGAGAACUUCAGUCUUGGAUCAACUGCUGAGGCCAAUAAGAUUCCUGAUCUGAAUGCAGUGCCAGAGCCGAUGAAUCCUGAUGGAUCGCUGAAUCCUGAGCCUUCCUGGCAUGCGUAUUAUGGAGAAGGCAGUGGUGAGGUCCCAGAGUCCUCUGCUCACCGUCGCUCUGACGGAGUUUCAAAUCUCGGAACUUUGCUGGACUCGCAUGCUCAUAAUGAUAGAGUCCACCUGUCAUGGUCAGCUACCCGUGCAGCUGUUCAAAUCAACCACCCUGCUGGAACCAGCAGCAGCUUCCUACCUGCACCAGGGCGUGAUUCCAUACUGCGUGGUGCUCUCGAGACCCUGAGUGGGCCUAGGUUGCAUGAAACUCAUGUCGUCGCACUCCCCGUUCAAGGGAACCACAUGUUCUCGAUUAGGAGGACCUUGCAUGCCACAGGCCAAUACCAAAACCAGACUGUGGCACACCGUGACAAUUUCUGGGACAUGGAGAUGGAGGCGAUGAGCCCAUUUGAGCAUUUGACUCCAGCUGACGGGGACCUCAAUGUGGAGGCCGCUGCUACUGAAGGCAAUGAGGCGGAGCCCAAUCAGGAGCCGUCCAAUUGAGCAGAGGGGGACCAGGUGAGCAAUGUCAGAGAGAGGUUUGCGGAGAGGAAACGGGAGUCGGUUUAAGAAUGAAGUUCUUGCCUGCUGCAGUUAGUUUGGAGUGUUUAUCUUGGUGAUCUUGUCACUUGAACUCAUUUGUGCUCGUCUUGUUUGUGAUCUUUGACGGUUUGGCUUGUUUGGAAUUCUGGUGAUGUUUUCGGGAUGUUGCUUCGGAAAGGCUUUCUUUUAUGCUAGAUAGGUACAUCGAGUUCUUGGCAUCGGAUAUUUGCAGAAGAGACCCUUUAAACCUUGUGAUAUAUAUGGUUUCUGAUGUGUUUAAACUAAA
This is a messenger RNA of Punica granatum (pomegranate), 1502 nucleotides long. The record is from RefSeq and is a predicted model, not a curated record. NCBI's taxonomy places the organism in Eukaryota, Viridiplantae, Streptophyta, Magnoliopsida, Myrtales, Lythraceae.